Molecule: messenger RNA, 1137 nt
Organism: Dracunculus medinensis (Guinea worm)
Lineage: Eukaryota; Metazoa; Nematoda; Chromadorea; Rhabditida; Dracunculidae
Source: the annotation of a GenBank genome assembly
AUGAAUAUAACAUCGAAAAAUGCGAUCAACGUGUUCACCACAACAACAUUGGGAAACCAUUUCCCUCCAGAAUAUUGUUUCAUUAUCGACACUGAUCGUUUGUCGGAAAGGUUUUGGCUAGUUACCGUUCUUGGCUCAACUUUGUCAGCAAUAAGUAUAAUCGAGAAUCUAUUUUUGCUCGUUUUAUUCGCAAGAAGCAGACAGCAUCGAAAUAGUCCGUCAUUCUAUCUUUUAAUUCUUGCUUUAUCUGAUAUAUUUAUCAGUGGCACUUAUAUUAUGAUUAUGUCUGUCAAAGUAUUAUAUCAAUAUGCCGAGUGGGUUGCUCUCAAGAGAAUCUGGAUCAUUUAUUUGGUGCCGAUGAUGACCAUGUCUCAUGUAGCUAUUACAACAUCUUCAUUUCUUAUCGUAUUUGCCACUGCCGAACGAUUCUUCGCUGUUAUUUCUUAUCGGAACGUCGAAUUCUUGCAAAAUAAUCGCAAAUUGAUUGCAUUAUUAGCUAUUAUUAUUGGACUGGUUACGAAAAGCACUUUGCUGUUCGAGAUAAAAGCAGUUUACAAUCCGGAAUGUACGGGCACUCUCAACGAAUACAAACUCGAGUUGACGGAUUUGGUCAUCCACAAUGCUCACUAUAAAUUAUGGCGAUUCUGGUUCAGAAAUAUCGUCACUAUACUUUUUCCUUUUUUUAUAUUAAUGUAUCUAAAUGCACGAAUAGUUAAUCAACUAAGGGAAAAUGUAAAUAUCGGCGAAAAUAUUGCUGAUAAUAUGAAACAAAGAAAGGCUCGGAUACGUGCUGCAACUCGCACGUUAGUACUUGUCGUCUGCACUUAUUUGUUGGCUAAUAUGUUGAAUGUAAUUAUUACAAUAUGGGAACAUACAGAUGCAACCUCUCUCUUCACAGGAAAAAAAGUAAUAUUCAUUCUCGAUUAUAGUUUUUUUAGCUUCUUGGAUUUCUAUAUCAUAAGCGUUGAUGCCGUUUCAUUACUUACCAUCGUGGCUUGUGCUUUACGCUUACCUAUUUAUGCUAGCUGUCAACCAGUUUUACGUCGCGAGAUGAUUAUCAUGAUAAAGCGGCUAUUGAAAAACCAGGAACUCGAAGAGCGACAAAUUCCACUCUUAGAAAAAAAUAUUGGUGCAUGA